CUCCCCACCCCAGCCUUCUCUCUCGCUGCGCGGCGCCUCCUCACGCCUCCGCACUUCCGCAGUCUGUCCCCAAAUCUGUGCAAGACCUCUCGGCAAAUCCCCUCGCGGCGACGAGACAUGGUUGGGAGCGUGGGCAACGGGCUGGCGGAUUUGGACGCAGGGGCCAUCUCCAUGAACGGGGUGGGGAAGGCUCUGUAUCCUGCCAAGGCGGCGGCGGCGGCCGCCGCGGAGACGCUCCCUGUGGAGCUGGAGCCGCCGGAGGCCGUAGUGGCGCCGACGGGGGAGGAGGCUGCCAACGGGAAGAGGGAGAUAGUGAUGGGGAGGAACGUGCACACCUCCUGCUUCGCCGUGAAGGAGCCCGACGCGGACGACGAGGAAACCGGCGAGAGGGAGGCGACGAUGGCCAGCAUCCUCGCGCUCUACCGCCGCUCGCUCGUUGAACGCACCAAGCACCACCUUGGUUACCCGUACAAUCUGGACUUCGAUUAUGGUGCACUGGCCCAACUGCAGCACUUCUCGAUUAACAACCUUGGUGACCCCUUCAUCGAGAGCAACUAUGGUGUCCAUUCCAGGCAGUUUGAGGUUGGAGUGCUGGAUUGGUUCGCUAGCCUCUGGGAGUUAGAAAAAGAUGAGUACUGGGGAUAUAUUACUAACUGUGGUACAGAAGGAAAUCUGCAUGGGAUUCUUGUUGGGAGGGAGGUGUUCCCCAAAGGAAUAUUGUAUGCUUCUCGUGAGUCCCAUUAUUCAGUAUUCAAAGCAGCAAGAAUGUACAGGAUGGAUUGCGUCAAAGUCGACACUCUUAUGUCUGGGGAAAUAGAUUGUGCUGAUUUCCAGAGAAAGUUAUUGCAGAACCGAGACAAACCUGCCAUCAUUAAUGUUAACAUUGGAACAACUGUGAAGGGGGCAGUUGAUGAUCUAGAUUUGGUUAUCAAAACCCUCGAGGAGAACGGCUUUAAAGGUCGGUUUUAUAUUCAUUGUGAUGGUGCCCUCUUUGGAUUGAUGAUACCAUUUGUUAAGAAGGCGCCUCAAGUGACAUUUAAAAAGCCUAUUGGGAGUGUCAGUGUCUCUGGGCACAAGUUUGUUGGAUGCCCCAUGCCAUGUGGUGUCCAGAUAACAAGAUUGGAGUACAUAAAUGCCCUGUCUAGCAACGUGGAGUAUCUGGCGUCAAGGGAUGCAACAAUCAUGGGAAGCAGGAACGGCCAUGCUCCCAUCUUCCUCUGGUACACCCUCAACAGGAAGGGCUACAGAGGCUUUCAGAAAGAAGUCCAGAAGUGCUUGAGAAACGCACACUACCUAAAAGAUCGCCUCAAGGAAGCAGGAAUCGGAGCGAUGCUUAACGAGCUCAGUAGCACAGUUGUGUUUGAAAGGCCAAAGGAUGAAGUAUUUGUCCGAAGGUGGCAGCUCGCUUGUGAAGGGAAUAUAUGCCACGUUGUGGUGAUGCCCAGUGUCAACAUUGACAAGCUAGACUAUUUCCUGAACGAAUUAGUGGAGAAACGGGCGACUUGGUACCAGGAUGGAAUAAGUCAACCCCCCUGCAUUGCCAGAGUCGUAGGCUUUGAGAACUGUCUCUGUGGCCGUCAUAAGUAGUGUGAGCCUUUUGCAAGGGGGGUCAUUGAUGAGGGAGCCAUUGGCAAUUUUGUCAUUAUCAUUUGUGGGCUUCGCCAGUAUGCCAUCGGACCCACAAAUCAUAGACACAGACGGUCCCACCAGUCAUAGCAAAUUUCUCUUCAUGAGGUGCAUGUUGUACUGUAUCCAUGCGUUCUGUAUGUGUGUUCUGCGGUGUAGGCGUGUAGCUUAUUUGUUGUCAUGAGAAUAAAGUUCCUUCUAUCAAAUUUGAUGGAUGCAAGUUGCAUCAAGGUUGGCUCGUCUGUGCGGUGCUAAGAAGAUUCUCUUUGCUUUA
Messenger RNA from Zea mays, 1900 nucleotides. Its product is annotated as serine decarboxylase 1. The record is from RefSeq and is a predicted model, not a curated record. Lineage: Eukaryota; Viridiplantae; Streptophyta; Magnoliopsida; Poales; Poaceae. Gene Ontology annotation, molecular function: pyridoxal phosphate binding; carboxy-lyase activity. The coding region runs from base 118 to 1587 and encodes 489 amino acids. The transcript has 5 exons. Gene Ontology annotation, biological process: carboxylic acid metabolic process.